CCCACUGCACUCACUCAUCCAUCCCUUGAGCAAACAAUCUUCUUGUGAGUUUUUUUCAGUCUUCGUUCCCCCAACAAAAUGGCAUACUCCAAGGCUUUUCUCCUUCUUGGCCUUCUGUGUGCUGUCGUUCUUGUCCUCUCCUCUGAGGUGUCAGCUAGAGAGCUAGCUGAGGCUGCUCAAACCCGGAGUGUGGAAGAAGCUAAACACUGGGGACAUGGACACGGGCAUGGACACUGGGGACAUGGACACGGGCAUGGACACUGGGGACAUGGACAUGGGCAUGGUCAUGGCCACAGGCAUGGACACCAUGGCAAACCCGGACAUGGUGGUGCUGCUGAGACAGAGGAAAAUGAAAGUGAAGCAGGCGAGAAUUAGGGAGAAGCACUUCUAGCUGCUGUAUGUGCACGCAUACACCGUGCAAAUAAGGUUGUGUAGUUUACGUAAGUUAGUGUGUCAAUAAGGCAUGUGUGAUCAGUGGUUGCCAUUAGAGUCCCUAAGUAAGAUGGAUGCAUGGGUUUGCCAAAAAUAUUAAAGAAUCAUUAUGUUAGUUUAUUAGCCUGAAAUGAGAACUUUCUCAGGGCUCCUUUGCAUCUGUUUUUGGCUUUUAAUACCAAGAAAAAAGUUAAUGAAGCAGAAAGAAUAUGGAAAUUCAAAUUAA
This is a messenger RNA of Vitis riparia (riverbank grape), 658 nucleotides long. Its product is annotated as kininogen-1-like. The coding region runs from base 79 to 375 and encodes 98 amino acids. The transcript has 2 exons. The record is from RefSeq and is a predicted model, not a curated record. Lineage: Eukaryota; Viridiplantae; Streptophyta; Magnoliopsida; Vitales; Vitaceae.